UAAAGAAGACAGAAGUUUUGGCAGGAACAUAAUGUCAUUCCACACCAAAAUCUUCUUGAAAAAAGCAAAUCGAAUAGAGAUAAUUUAAGAAAAAGAAGAAGAAAAUAGAUUCUGGGGAUAGAGACUAUUCAAAAGUCUAAAAUUCUACAAAAGAAGAGAGAAGAGGAAGAUAAUGUCAUAUAAACACGUGGCUAUAACGGGACCUCCUGGUGUUGGAAAAACAACAUUAGUGCAGAAGAUAGUGAAGAACUUAAAAGAUGCUGGUGUACCAUGUAGUGGAUUCUAUACCCAGGAAGUCCGACAAGGAGGCAAAAGGAUCGGAUUUGACGUGGUGACUCUGGACGGCAAGAAUGGGAUACUCUCCAGGGUCAAACCACAGGAUGGCAGUAGAAGGGAGUGCAGAGUUGGCCAGUAUGUGGUCGACGUCCCAGCAUUUGAAUCUCUCGUUCUGCCUCUUCUGCGAACUCAGCCAUCUAGCCCUCAAGUCUUAGUAUUGGAUGAAAUAGGAAAGAUGGAAAUGUUCAGCCAAGGAUUUGUAACAAGUGUACAGAGGAUUCUUGCUCAACCUGAUGCAACAGUUCUCACAACAAUACCAAUUCCGAAGGGAAAACCAAUUCCUUUGGUUGAGCAAAUAAGAAACGGCAAGAAUGUCUUCCUAGUAAAUCUUUCAAAGGCAAACAGGGACGAUGAGAGUCUCAAGGAGGAGAUUAUAAAAACGCUGAUGUCAUCAUUGGGAAAGUGAUAUUUGGAACUUUUACCAUGAAGUUCGCGUAUUGUAUUAAGGCCUUUGAGUGAAAUAGAAAAGUAAGCUCAUGAUGAAGUCAUAAAAAGAAGAUAUAUGUUAUCUUAACAAUU
Penaeus chinensis is the source of this 855-nucleotide messenger RNA. Its product is annotated as cancer-related nucleoside-triphosphatase-like. The record is from RefSeq and is a predicted model, not a curated record. Lineage: Eukaryota; Metazoa; Arthropoda; Malacostraca; Decapoda; Penaeidae. The coding region runs from base 173 to 742 and encodes 189 amino acids. The transcript is spliced from 5 exons. Gene Ontology annotation, molecular function: ATP hydrolysis activity.